CAUGGCUUUCUAAAUCAACAACAUAAUUAUUACAAAGCACUCGCCAGCGCAACUUCUCUGACCUUCUUCUAUUGUGUUGGCACAUGUCCACUAAAAGCUUAAACAACAUGUAGCUGCUAUGAAGCGUGUAGAUGUGUUAAGUGAGUACAGGAUCAACAGUGCUACGUACACUGGGAGCUAUGGGACCGUGGACUCACUGAACCAGUACCCUAAUGACCAGGGGACUUCCCCUGCCAAGAGGUCCAGUCGCUCCAGUAUUAAUACAUCCCCUACCGUGCUCAACAUCAACAACCUCCCACUGCCUACCAACACCAAGGAUACGGCCCUACUACAGAGCGCAGUGUUCAUUCUGGACGGGAUCAAGUAUCGAAGCAUCCAGCACAAGAUAGAUCCACUCUCUCUCAGCAUAUACCAAGUCUACCAUUCUCGGCCGUUCCAGUGGCUCCUCAAAGGCGUUCUACUGCUACUGCUGAUGUUGGCAUUCUUCGAAUACCCCACUUCCUUCUCCCUCUCGUCAGAUUAUCGGUUCCGGAAUCAGACUUGGUUUUUGGGGGAGGCCCCGUGCGGUACCACCGAAGCUGUCGAGAUUGUCUGUCUAAUAUUCAUCUUGUGUGAUUGUAUGCUCCGGUUUUAUCUCGGCGGUUGGAAACGAUUCGUUAGAAAACCUUGGCUAGUACUGUAUGCCGUCAUGAUUGGGUUGUCCUUUAUUGACGUUUUCAUAUCCAUAGCGUUUUGUGAUCGCAAGUACGACCCGCUACCCAUGAGUUUGGCUUACACUCUUAGAAUGCGUCGAUAUUUUCGUCCGAUUUUCUUCUUGAUAUCGUCAACAAUCAUGAAAAAAUUUGCCAAAGCUGUUGCUCUAACUCUACCCCAUAUAUUCACUGUGCUUGUGCUGCUUGUGAUUCAUAUGUACGUGUUUGCAAUGAUCGGACUCUUGGUUUUCCCCCAUCCACCUGACAAAGCAAUAACGAACACUACAGGUAUAAUCAACUCGACCCAUCUACCGGACGCUGACAGUGACCUCAUCAACCCAAAUCUGAACUAUUCCUAUUAUACACAACAGGAGGGGGAGAGAUAUUUUAGGACUGUGGCGGAUGCUUUAGAGAGUUUGCUCGUAUUGCUCACAACAGCCAAUCAUCCGGAUGUGAUGAUGCCCAUCUAUCAGUACAAUCGAUUUUCGGCCAUUUAUUUCAUCCUGUUUCUAGGCAUCGGCUCCUACAUCAUUCUAAAUCUUCUAAUUGCCGUCAUCUACAACCAUUUCAAAGGUUUCUUUCAAAACUCGCUGCAGAGUAGCUUUCUAAGACGGAGAGUUGCUUUUCGAGCAGCGUUUACGAUUCUCAUCCGAAAAACUCAAGAUUUGAUGAAAAGAAGUAGCCAACGAAACAGUUACUCACAUGACCACGUCGGUAAGGACCUUGUACGAGAGUUACUACAGCGUGUAAAGAUCAAGGAAUCGCAAAAACCACUCAUGUAUCAGAAAUUAGAGACUGUAAAUUCGCAGUUCAUCAGUUGGAAGCAUUUCCGCGAAGUUUUCGAUCUCAUAUCCCAAGACACCUCUAGAAGAAGAGCAGCUCGACUGCCAUACUACACCAAUGUCAGGGUGUUCCAAUGGUUCCAAUUUAUCAUUCGUCAUCGCAUUUUUGCCUACUUUACACAUUUCGUCUCGAUCGUGAAUGUCAUUAUAAUCACCGUGGAACUGCAGCUGAGCUACAGCGAGUCGUUGUCCAAUCCAGACUCGAGGCUUGCCGGUUUCAACCUCUUCUUUGUCUCCUAUUAUGUCCUCGAACAAAUUCUCAAAUUAAUUGGAUUCGGUCUAAAAGGUUACUUCCGAAGCAUUGGUAAUAUUUACGAGGGACUGUUGACGUUGGCACUGUUGAUUUUAGAGAUCCUGGCUCUUGCUUUAUACGGAGGACCGUUGCAGACGCAUGCGCAUUUGAUUGAUGUCACCCAAUUCGAUAUUAUCAUUAGACUUAUGAACAUUUUCAUUGUGCUUCGAAUAUUGAGGAUUUUGGCUCACGUUGAGAAACUGAAAAUACUGACAGCUACGAUAUUUGAACUGAUUCGUAAUCUCAGAGGAUUUUCCGGUAUCAUUUUCGUCAUUUACUACAUCUUUGCCCUCCUAGGUAUGCAACUCUUCAUGGACGUGGACGGGCCGUCACAUGACCCUACUCUGCGGAUGACCUGUGGCACGUACGAUAAAUUGCGAUAUUUUGCUAACAAUUUCCACGAUUUUGCUUCCUCGCUGAUGGUAUUAUGGGAUGUGAUGGUCGUCAACAAUUGGUUCAUUCUUCUCGAUAAGUACGGAACUGACUCGUUUUUGGGAAACUGGGCAAAAUUGUAUUUUAUUGCUUGGUGGCUUGUAGCUGUCAUUAUAUUUGUCAACUUGUUUAUUUCUCUGGUGCUUGAGACGUUUCUGGUCAAGUGGGAGGCGGUCCAUCGCUCGCAGGAGGAGAAUCCCCCUGGGGAGUAUGAGGGAAGAGAGGGAGAGGCGUGGGAGAGACAGGCCACACAGGUGGACUCACAGAUAUCUGACAUCCACAACCUCCUUCGGGCACAGCUGGUAGAGCCAGAGGAGUCUCGAAUCAUGCACGAACUACAGAGACACCAUGACCUCAUGUUAGUGUGAACUCUGACCCCUGUUUAACUUGUUCAGUGUAUUGUGAU
Messenger RNA from Halichondria panicea, 2664 nucleotides. RefSeq names its product two pore channel protein 2-like. Gene Ontology annotation, cellular component: lysosomal membrane. Bases 119 to 2626 code for a protein of 835 amino acids. Gene Ontology annotation, molecular function: voltage-gated channel activity; intracellularly phosphatidylinositol-3,5-bisphosphate-gated monatomic cation channel activity; ligand-gated sodium channel activity. NCBI's taxonomy places the organism in Eukaryota, Metazoa, Porifera, Demospongiae, Suberitida, Halichondriidae. The record is from RefSeq and is a predicted model, not a curated record. The transcript is spliced from 5 exons. Gene Ontology annotation, biological process: monoatomic ion transport; calcium-mediated signaling; endocytosis involved in viral entry into host cell.